Messenger RNA from Anisakis simplex (herring worm), 207 nucleotides. NCBI's taxonomy places the organism in Eukaryota, Metazoa, Nematoda, Chromadorea, Rhabditida, Anisakidae. The record is from the annotation of a GenBank genome assembly.
CAACAGGAUCAAAUGUCUGGAUUGCUAUAUAUGGGUAGAUCAAUGGAUGUACCAUCGGAUCAACUUGGAAAUUUACUCGACAAUUACUUGGACAGUGUGCUUGAUCAAUCAUCCCUCUUGGACCUUGCCGACGAAAUCGAGUUGAAUCGACAGAAACGCCCAUCGGCAAGUGUUCGGCACGAAUCGUUCAGAUUAAACUCCAAUUAA